Molecule: messenger RNA, 4132 nt
Organism: Branchiostoma floridae (Florida lancelet)
Lineage: Eukaryota; Metazoa; Chordata; Leptocardii; Amphioxiformes; Branchiostomatidae
Product: serine/threonine-protein kinase ULK1-like
Exons: 10
Coding region: 197-3559 (1120 amino acids)
Biological process (GO): protein phosphorylation
Molecular function (GO): protein kinase activity; ATP binding
Source: RefSeq, a predicted model, not a curated record
CGUCAUGGUCAUGUGACUGACGUGUUUUCUAGGGGAUUUCACACCGCCAUCUUGUUCCUCGUCAAGUUUACCAAGGAAGGACAGAAACGUUAGUUUUAUGAAGAAAAAAAACAUUUUUCUGAAGGGAAAGAUAGAUUAUAGAAAGUGAAAGGAUUGCCCCAGGCGUUGUACAGAUUUCCAUUUGCUAAAAUUCUGUAUGGACUCAGAGAUGGAGAGAGAGCCUCCUGACGGGGCCGGGGACAGCCUACUGCAGCCUACAAACAUGGACAAAAAUAAAGAAAUGUCUGGAGACAUAGCCACAACUUCAUGUACAUCUCUACAAAAGGACACAACAGGACAAAUUUGCAGUGUAGAGGAAUACCCAGUCUCAGCUAUGGACCAAAGUGACAAGACAAUGACUUUAGCUACAGCUAAGGAUACCAGGACUCUGCAAAACACUGAGACCAAGGAAGGAAGUAGAGAUAUAGUCAAGUACCCAGUACUUGUGCUGGACACUACAGAAAACAGUGCAGCCUUAGCAACAGCCAAAGACUUUGUUAAGGAUGACUUAGCCAUGUAUGGACCACAGAUGGAGGAGGGAGAAGACACUGAACCUGUAGAAGGAGAAGAGGACCACAUGUCUGAAUCCUUGAAUGCCAUUGCAAACCUAGAUGACGACUUGGAUGUAUCUGAGCAAAGUGAAAGUUAUGAGGAGCAAGAAGUUGCUGACUUAGACUCCACUGAGGUUGAAGCUGACCAAGACGAUGAAAAAGGGUUGCAGAAAGUAAAAGACGUUGAUGAUGACACUGCAGUUUUUGGAGCAGAGGGCCCAUCAGGGAAGCUGGGAAAAGACUACGCAGAAGAUGAAGAGGUCGUUGACCAGGAGGACGAUGACCUUAUGUUGCUAAAGGAAGCAGAAGAUAAAGUGAGGGAGUUACAGCAACAUCACAGAAACCACGCCCUUGUGGUCAGCAACCUUCAGGACGUGUCCACAACCCUACAGAGGAUCGCAGCGCGCCAAAUGAGAGGGGAACACCACUCCGGCUUGGACCCUGAAAACCUGGUCAUGCAGCUAAUGGACAGGGCCCACAAGAACGCUGCACAAUCUUGCAGCCAAUACAGUGAAGUGAUAAGACUUUACAUGGACCGUCUCCGUAGGGCAAAGGAAAAUGCCACACAGCUGUCAGAGCAUGCAGAAGGAGAACUGGAUGACAGGUCUGUAGUAUAUGUGGAGGACAGAGAGGAAGAAGCAAGUGGCAUUGAACGACCGACAUCCCUGCAUGUUAGCAAUGUGAGAGAUGUACAUGAUGAUAGUUUAUCAUCAGAGAGGACUCCAAACAGACAGAUCCAUACUGUCAGCCCAUCCCAGGUGAGACACUACUGUAAGAUGUGGGAACAGUUGAGAGAAGAUGGCAGGGUGCCGGAGGGAAGGGACGGGUUCUAUCUGGACAACAUUGCGUGGACCUGGGAUGACAUAGGGCGCGUUGGACAGGGCACGUUUGGAACAGUACAUCUAGGACAGCCUCAGCCCUACUUUGCAGUGAAGAAGGUGGACCUGAGUAAGUUUGAGGCAGAUGAGGUGGAGAUUCUGGCCCAGCUGGACCACUCUGCUGUAGUGAAACUCCUGGCUGUGGUCAGGGACAGCAACACCAUGCACAUCUGCACAGAGUAUCUGGGGGAUGAAGUAGUAGAGAGGGUGAUAAACGACAAUAAUGGAUUAGCAGAGCCUACAGCACUGUUCAUCACCAUACAGCUGUUAGAAGGGCUGGUGUAUCUGCACAACCUGGGGAUCGUUCACCGAGAUGUCAAGGCUGCCAAUGCCAUGUUGUGCAGAGUCAGUGAGACUGUUCCAGACAGGGUGCAGGUGAAACUGAUCGACUUUGGGUCGGCCAAGAGGAUUCCUAGAGGCCACAAGUGGGUCCAAGAUGAGGAGAGGGAACCUAAGGGAACCCCCACUCACAUGAGCCCUGAGAUGGCACGUGCCGAUGAACACAACUGUACCACCGACAUCUGGAGCCUGGGCUGUACCACUCUGCACAUGCUGACGGGGAGGCACCCCUGGCAGAAGUAUGCAGUCCGCAGCUUUCAACUUAUCUACCAGAUUGGAGCGUACCCUGAGAGAAUCCUGGAUGACAUCCCCCACACCACCCACGGGUCACUCAGAGAUCUCCUGCACCAGUGUUUCACACAGUGUCGGAAAGAACGUCCACAGGCUCAGGAUAUACUGGACCUGGCAUGGGAUGCUCACAAGCUAGUCUCUGAUCAACCUGCCCAAGACAAUGUCCCCUUCAGUAGUCUACAGCCCAGCAGUCUUAAGGCUUCUGUAGCUUCAUGUCUUGGUGCCCCCCCUUCUUCUUCAAGUGUACCCCUACCCCCACCUGGUGUCCCCCCUCCCCCUGCUCGUGCCCUUACCCCAGCCCUCCCGCCAGACAGUGCACAGUCCACCAAAGCCAGUACAGAAGUGUCCGAUCCCAGGGACUUGGACAAGAUGAGGAGACUUUUACAGGAACUGGAGAUGGAAGAUGAAACAGCAGUUGCUCCCACCACCCCUGUUGGGUCCUGCCAGGUUGAAGAGGAUGUGGUGAUGUCCUCCCAGAGUGGUACGGACCAGGCCCGACCGCUGGUGAAGAUGCCCAGUUUUGUCCCCACCAACGAGCUGUCCCAGAGUGUGGACAUGUACGGGACCUGGGGGCAGGGGGAGGUGGGGACAGACAGUCUGGGGCUGGGGCCGGAUAUGCCCAUGGCAAACUGGGAUCUUCCAGCCAAUGCCAAUCCCCUACUGGCUGCUCAGGACACUGAUCCAAUGCCAUCAGACAGGGUGACAACAGAUCCUCCUGAUGAGGUUGAAAGACUUACUCACCUUAUUAAAACUGAAAGCCAGGAAACUCCUACCAAACAUCCAUGUAAAUCAGUUCCAAAGACUCUCAGGUUAGACAUGGUUAGUGCACAGUCUGCAAAACCUGCAUCAGCUGCAAUGUCUCAGGUGUUAGAUACUGGUGACAGUGAACAAUCUACACCUGCAAAAUCUACUUCAACUGCAAUGCCACAGAUGUUAGAUACAAGUGCUCGUGAUAGGGUACAAUCUACCACUGCAAAACCUAUUUCAACUGCAAUGACACAAAUGUUAAACACAGAUCCUAGUGGUAGUGUGCAAUCUACACCUGCAAAGCCUACGUCACCUGAAAUGACACAGGUGUUAGACACAGAUCCUAGUGAUAUUGUACAUUCCACCCCUGCAAAACAUAGGCCAACUGCAAUGACACAAAUAUUAGACACAUGUGCUAGCAAUAGUUUACAAUCUACACCUGCAAAAUCUGCAUCAACUGCAAUGCUACAGAUGUCAGACGCAGAUCCUAGUGAUAUUGUACAUUCCACCCCUACAAAAUCUGCACCAACUGCAGUAACACAGAUGUUAGACACAGGUGCCAGCAAUACUGUACAGUCUAGCUUUGUGAAGGACAACACAGAUGCAACAGCUUCAGACAGACAGGAACUUCAAGACACUAGGCCAAGAAGUGCAUCUCGAGGAAUCAGUCGUUUAGCCUGUACAUUCACAAAUCUGAAUGUACCAAAACAGUGAUUCAGGUAAAAAAUACUGUCAAAAGUACAAUGUAGUAAUGGAGUAAACCCAUACACAAUGUAGCUGAUUUGUGUACAGCGUAUAGAUCUAUUUCUGACAUUGUGUGUAUCAGUGCCUUGUUAAAUUAUCUUUUGAAUUGCAUUUUUCCCUAAAGGUCCAAAUUUUAGCUAAAGAAAUCUAUCCAAACAACAGUGAAAUGUGUACCACAGAAAAUUGAAAUGUUUGAUAUAAGUUUACUGUACAAACCUUUCACAAUGACUUUUGAAAUUGUUGUAGGGACAAAAUACAACACAUGGAUGAUCACUGAAUGGCAAUUUACAAUUUAACAUAUAGAUAAAGUAUCUUGAAUUAUAUGAAUGGAUGCACCAUCACAAUGUGCUUCAUGUUAUGAAGUUUGUAUAUUACUACAGAAAGUAGUUGGUGCCAUAUAGUUUAUGCAGAUAUUAUCAUGCUAAUGAAAUAUGUCAUAGUGACAGAUUUUGGUCCCAGAUUUUAAUGUAUAUUUCUACAUGUGAAAAUGACGUUUUAAGAAUUUUUCAAUGUACUUUUAUUUGAUAUCUGUGAUAUUGUGUA